UUUCUCCAAUUUUAUCAAAUGGGAGAGGCUGUGGGUUUUUUGUUGUUGUUUUCAGACUGAGAAGUUUUUUUAUUCCCAGGAAACACUCAAAGAUACAUAUCCGAGUCGCCGACACCAUGCCUAUGAUCAGGUGCUGAACAGGUUGAUCUUCUCCCGAAAUGGGCCGAGAAGGAUUUGCAUCGAAGGCUCGAAUCUCCAGCUCCCAAGCUGUCAUCAUUGACAAUGGCUCCGGACUUUGUAAAUCGGGGAUUUCUGGAGAAAUUAGUCCAAGGCACGUCAUGGCCACCGUCCUUGGUUACCCCAGAAGCAAGCUACCUCUUUCCAAGGCUAAGCAGAAAGAAUGCUACGUGGGAUUCGAAGCCCAGCAUAGACAAGACGUCCUCUCGUUGACCUACCCCAUCGAAGCGGGCGUCAUCACUUCCUGGGAUGAGAUGGAGACCGUCUGGAAGUACAUCUACGAGAAAGGGUUGGGGGUCAAGGCCUUCGAGAGGCCUCUGCUGAUGACAGAAUCCCCCUUGAACCCAAAAGAGGACCGAGCCAAGCUUACCCAGCUGAUGUUUGAAUAUUUUAAGGUCCCGGCUUUCUAUCUCUCCAUCCAAGCCAUCCUCUCCCUCUACGCUUCUGCACGUUACACGGGGAUCGUCAUCGAUUGCGGGUAUGGGAUCAGCCACGCCGUCCCAGUGUACGAGGGGUACUGUCUUCCCCAUGCUGUCUCCCAGCUGGGCCUGGGGGGCCGCGACGUCACACAGUUCCUGAGGGAACUUCUUCUAGAAAACAGGCAAUACUUCUGGAACUUUCCGGAAGCCAACACCGUGGUGGAGGACAUCAAAGUCAAGUUGUGUUUUGUGACCUUAGACGCCCGACACCGAGAGAGCAAGCACUCCGAAGACCUCCCCAAAGAAUACAAGCUUCCUGAUGGCAACAGGAUCAAAAUCGGGGACCCCCUCUACCUGGCUCCCGAGAUCCUUUUCAGGCCGAGCAACAUCGACCACAAGGGUCAGGGUCUCCACAAGCUUGUGGCCCACAGCGUCAAGAAAUGCGACCCCAGUAUCCGUAACGUGCUGUAUUCCAACGUGCUGAUCUCAGGAGGGUCUUCCCUCUUCCCAGGUUUGGAUGAACGGAUGUUCAAAGGCUUAGAAGGAGAAGCCCCUCAAGGUGUCCCCAUCAAAGUCAUCGCUCCCCCAGACCGAUGGUUCUCGGCAUGGAUCGGGGCCUCUAUCAUCACCUCCCUGAGCACCUUCAAACAGAUGUGGGUGACGGCUGCCGAUUACCGAGAAUACGGGCCAAAUAUUGUCCACCGACGGUGCUACUGAGGACGGGAAAAUGUCUCCUUCUUUUGGCCAUAAAGCCGCGGCAGCGUCGGUCAGAAGGCUGAAGGCGAUUAAAAGAAGAAAAAAAUAGCAAGCGUUCAGCUUUUCUCCCCCCAAAAGGUUAAAUAAAUAAUUGAUUUUAAGGCCUGAGAAA
This is a messenger RNA of Pantherophis guttatus, 1464 nucleotides long. Its product is annotated as actin-related protein T2-like. The record is from RefSeq and is a predicted model, not a curated record. Lineage: Eukaryota; Metazoa; Chordata; Lepidosauria; Squamata; Colubridae.